This is a messenger RNA of Darwinula stevensoni, 1002 nucleotides long. Lineage: Eukaryota; Metazoa; Arthropoda; Ostracoda; Podocopida; Darwinulidae. The record is from the annotation of a GenBank genome assembly.
AUGUGCAGACUCCCGGAUUUGGGAGAAGCGGACAUUGACAUGGCGCUUCUGAAUCGAACGCUGUGGGGAUACGAUAAGAACUCCCCUCCGACUCUCCCGAUGAAGGUGGAGGUCUCCGUGUACAACACCCUCGUCACGGACAUCGACCCUGUUAAUCAGAAGGUGACUCUGGACGUGUACUUCCGAGGUCACUGGGAAGACGCGAGAUUGAAAUUCUCCAGUUCUGCAAUGAAGGAGAUGAGGACGUCCGACGGAAAAACGAUCGCGAGGAUUUGGAGACCGGAUUUCUUCUUCCAGUCCCUGGAAACUCGACCUCACACCUUUCCCACCGACAACCAACACAUCCUUAUCGGCCAAGAUGGGUCCAUCACUUUCAGCCGAAGGGUUUCGCAUGCAUGGAAAAAAGUUUCUAGCACGGAGGAUACCAUCCAGCUGAGGCCUCGUGGCGUGGCAUUCAACGACGAAGGAGUGCGGAAUCAGGAAUUUCGGCUUCCUCUCGUCUCCAUGUCCCAUAAAAUCCUGGAAACCGGAACAGGGCGAUAUUCCCUGGUGAGUGUGGAUUACAAGCUCGCCCGGAAUCCCCAUCGAUACAUCUUGGGCUCCUUCGUCCCCGUCUACCUUGCCGUCCUCGUCGCUUACCUCACCAUGUGGAUCCAAAAGUCUUCUCUGAGCGCGAGGAUGCUGCUGUUGGGGAUGCUGCUCUUGGCAGUCAUGGUCGUGGCUCAGAGCGCUCAAAACAACAUGCACAAAACUCCUGCUUCCACCGCCAUGGACUGGAAGCUCUGGAUCUCUUUCUCCUUCAUCCUUGGAGCCCUGGUGGAGUGCGUUGCCAUGGAGUAUUUCGAGGGGACGAAGGGAAUGCCUGGUGUGACGUCGAGGAUGGAAACAAUUUCUCGUCUUGCCUAUCCCAUCCUAUACGUCCUCUUUCUCAUCAUCUACUGGAUCUCUUGUGCAGCAUGAUUUUACAUUAGAGUCGAUUCACUUCCGAAAUCAAAGGAGCCU